UCAGUCCCUCAAAUGGAGUAUCACAAACUCGGUGAUAAGCCAUGCAGCUCUCACUUAUUCUUUGCCAUUCUUUUAGUCUUUGUUUUCAUAGCAUCAUUUGCAGAUGCUGCAAUUCAUUUCCAUCAAUUUGUUAUUGAAGCAAAACCAGUGAAGAGGCUGUGCAGAACUCAUAGUACAAUUACAGUGAACGGCCAAUUCCCAGGGCCGACAUUGGAAGUUCGAGAUGGUGAUACUCUGGUGAUCACUGCUAUAAAUAGAGCCAGAUACAAUGUCACUCUCCACUGGCAUGGAGUGCGACAGUUGCGAAAUCCGUGGGCCGAUGGACCCGAGUACGUGACACAGUGUCCUAUCCAACCGGGGAGGUCUUACACAUACCGGUUCACCAUCCAAAACCAGGAGGGGACUUUGUGGUGGCAUGCUCAUAGCAGAUGGCUUAGAGCCACAGUUUAUGGAGCUCUCAUCAUAUAUCCUAGGAUGGGUCGUCCGUACCCUUUCCUUAUGCCUAAGAAAGAAAUUCCUAUUCUUCUUGGAGAAUGGUGGGAUAGGAAUCCAAUGGAUGUGCUAAGGCUAGCACUUUUCACUGGAGCUGCUCCAAAUGUAUCAGAUGCAUUUACAAUUAAUGGUCAACCUGGGGAUCUAUAUAGAUGCUCUAGCAAAGAAACUGCUGUGUUUCCGGUGGAAGCGGGCGAGACGAUUCUUCUGAGGAUCAUCAAUUCUGCAUUGAAUCAAGAACUUUUCUUUGGACUGGCCAACCACAAACUAACUGUUGUUGCUGUUGAUGCUUCCUACACUAAGCCUUUCACAACAAAUGUCAUAAUGAUAGCUCCUGGCCAAACAACUGAUGUCCUGAUUACCGCUGAUCAGCAACCGGCUCGUUACUACAUGGCCGCGCAUGCCUACAACACCGCGAAUGCGCCCUUUGACAAUACCACCACAACAGCAAUCCUCGAAUAUAAAUCUGCUCCUUGCAGCGCCAAGAAAGGGCAGCCUUUGAAACCAAUCUUCCCUCAGCUACCAGGGUUCAACGACACUGCCACUGCAACUGCAUUCACUGCCCAGCUAAGGAGUCCUUACAAGGCUGAAGUUCCCAUGAAGAUCGAUGAGAGCUUGCUUUUCACUGUGGGAUUAGGACUAAUCAACUGCACAAACCCGAACAGCCCACGAUGCCAAGGCCCCAACGGAACUCGCUUUGCAGCCAGCAUUAACAAUGUCUCCUUUGUAUUUCCAAGAAGAAACUCCUUAAUGCAGGCAUACUACCAAGGUCAACCCGGUAUCUUCACCACGGACUUUCCUCCUGUUCCUCCCAUUCAAUUCGAUUAUACAGGUAACGUGAGCCGAGGUCUCUGGCAACCGGUAAAAGCAACAAAGCUCUUUAAACUAAGGUAUCGUUCCCAGGUACAAAUAGUGUUCCAGGAUACAAGUAUUGUCACAGUUGAAGAUCAUCCUAUGCAUCUUCACGGCUACGAGUUCUACGUUAUCGGAAGUGGUUUUGGUAACUUCAAUCCCAGAACUGAUCCGGCCAAAUUCAACCUAAUCGAUCCGCCCAGGAGAAACACCAUCGGAACACCUCCUGGUGGAUGGGUAGCCAUCCGGUUUGAGGCCGAUAAUCCAGGAAUCUGGCUGCUCCAUUGUCACAUAGACACUCAUCUCCCUUGGGGCUUGGCCAUGGCUUUCCUAGUUGAGAAUGGGGUUGGGGAAUUGCAGACAGUGCAGCCUCCACCACUCGAUCUGCCUCAGUGCUAAACAACGGAUAUUACACGCUCCGUCAUAGCCGUUUACUCGAGUCCGUAGAACUGUAUUACCCGGAUUUGGAUUCAAGGAUUUAAUAGCUUUGUUUGCAUAAAUGUUAUGUCUUGAGUUGAAGUAUUGCUAGGGAACUUAUUUGGCAUUAUCAAUAUAGUGUUACAGAAUUUACUAUUUAUUAAAAUAAAAGAUGAUAAAUUCUCAA
Messenger RNA from Gossypium arboreum, 1948 nucleotides. RefSeq names its product laccase-13. NCBI's taxonomy places the organism in Eukaryota, Viridiplantae, Streptophyta, Magnoliopsida, Malvales, Malvaceae. Gene Ontology annotation, cellular component: apoplast. The transcript has 6 exons. Gene Ontology annotation, biological process: lignin catabolic process. Gene Ontology annotation, molecular function: hydroquinone:oxygen oxidoreductase activity; copper ion binding. The record is from RefSeq and is a predicted model, not a curated record. The coding region runs from base 13 to 1743 and encodes 576 amino acids.